ACUACCGUAGAUAAGGUUAAGUAUAACUAUCAAUAAGUGCACAAAUAGGACCGUACUCAACGCUGUAAAUAGAGCUCAAGGAAGCUGUGAGGAUUGGCAUCGACAGCACAAGAAUUACACAAGUACUGCUUAUUCUCAACUAGCAAGGAAGAUGGCUCAAUUGCAGCGUGAUGACAUCGUGUCGUUGUGGACUCAAGGUGUCCAGGCUGUGAAAGACAAGAGUUCCUGCGCUGCGGUUAUCACCGCAAAGGAACUCUCAAUAGUCUGGGGUUCAGACAGCCGCUACUGGAAAUGGGUUUCUAAGACCUACCCAAUCAGCUGCGAGGCUCUGGAGGUUGCUAAACUAAUUACAGUAUGCUGGCUCCAAAUUGACGGAGAGUACGAUACCAGCAACCUGAAAAAGGGAGUGAAAUACGGAGUGUAUUUUGUUGUGGAGCUUAGCGACAAUCUUUGCAUGAACGGUCCAGUGACCCUUAAGCUUACUCGUCCCAACCGCACUACUGAAGAGCACAAGGAAGAUUUGGAGACCAAGCCAAAGAAUACAUUGGUGGGACUUAAGGUUGGUGAAUUCAUCAACUCAGCAUGCGGCUGUGAGAAUACUGUCAAGUUCUCGAUGAAUGGAUGUGAUGGAACCACCUGGAAGACUGGCCUUACUGUCAUUGGUGCUGUCAUUGCCCCAGUCUGGUAAACAUGCAUCUGAUAAACUAAAUAAUUUCCAAUUGCCAACAUCACCUAUCUGGUUUGGCUGAUGUGGAAUGUGUGAAAUAAUCGCCAAUAUGUUGGUGUUUAAAUAUAUACUCCCUCCGUCCCAAUGAAUUAUAUACAUUGGGAUCGGACACGGAGACCAAGAAAAAGUGUAAGAAAUGAGUAGAGUUAUAUGGAAAGUUGGUAAAGUGGUGGGACCCAUAUAUUUUUUAAUAAUA
This is a messenger RNA of Daucus carota subsp. sativus, 923 nucleotides long. Its product is annotated as protein PHLOEM PROTEIN 2-LIKE A1-like. Bases 152 to 688 code for a protein of 178 amino acids. The transcript has 3 exons. The record is from RefSeq and is a predicted model, not a curated record. NCBI's taxonomy places the organism in Eukaryota, Viridiplantae, Streptophyta, Magnoliopsida, Apiales, Apiaceae.